Messenger RNA from Guyanagaster necrorhizus, 309 nucleotides. RefSeq lists its product as uncharacterized. The coding region runs from base 25 to 309 and encodes 94 amino acids. NCBI's taxonomy places the organism in Eukaryota, Fungi, Basidiomycota, Agaricomycetes, Agaricales, Physalacriaceae. The record is from RefSeq and is a predicted model, not a curated record. The transcript is spliced from 2 exons.
GCCGAGGUUGCGCUGAAGAAGAGCAUGGAUGUGGUGUCGGAAUCAAUGGCGAAUGAACAGGAGAUCUCGAGGUGUCUCGCGCCGCAUGUACAGGAGGAGUUAACUCCUGGAUAUGACCGGGCGAUGGAAGAGCGAGGGACGGGAAGUGUGGCUAGACAAAAGGCUUCUUUCCACAACUUCAUUUCCGAAGCCAAGGAAGACCUGUUCGAAGAUGGCGCGGAUGUGAUCAUGGAAAGACUGGCAAAUGCUGUAUCCGCUAUCGGCGAUGGCCUUGCAUUAUCUCUGGACGAGCUCCCGCAGAAGAUUUGA